CCUUAUACAACUUGCACUAAUGUAAUCGAAUGAGAUGACUGCGUAUUAAAUAUAUACUUUUGCUAUAUAUUUUGAUUUAUUAUUAAACAAGCUUUUGGAAAUUUGAAUACUGUUAAAAACGUAUUAAAAGCCGAAAGCUGCCUUACAUUUUGAUUAAACAAGUAGGGCGACUUUUCUGGACCUUGAUGACCCUUGAUGGCCCUAGUUAUAAAAGACUCGUGGUUUAGUGGUUUUGAUAGAAUGAUUCCCUAAUAGUAAAAAUAAUAAAGUAGAGAUAAUUGAUAUAACCUAUAUGGUGGAUACAAUAUGGAUACAACAAAGAUAGUUGACACAACACUUUUGAUGUGUACUGGGAAUGAGUUGAUCAGAAGUGAGUUUGAUGACCACUACUUUCGUACUAUUCACUUCAAUGGACCAGUACGCGCCACUGUAUCUUUGGAACACGAACAAACAAUCGUUAAGAAAUACAAACUUCCUGUAAGGUUAAGAGGUCAGAUAUUUUUUGAAAAACCGUUAUGCAUUGGAUAUAGUUUUCCAGUAUAUGUAUUUCAGUAUCGGUUGGAAGUUGAAUGGACUAGUACUGAUGUCAUGUUAAUGAUUUUCAACUCAGCAAAUGAAACAUUUCAUUUUGUUGAUUGUCAUGUAUGUACAUUUGAUUGGUGGAGACAUAUUAACCCUUUAAAAGAACCAUUAAAAUGCUUGAUAUCUCCAGAUUUAGACAUGUUUCUAUUCAGAUGUCCUAUGGAAGCAUCGCCUAGAUAUUGUUAUGUUUGGUAUUCAAUAUCAGAACAGUCGAUGACUGAAGAGAGAACAUAUGAUUCGAUGAUCCCAGACAGAGAUGGGGUAAAUCUUGUUUUUCAUCCAAGUUAUCCUUGCUCAGUUAUUGCACUAAUACAUGGAAAUUCGAAUCGUUCAGUUGUAUGCUUAAAACAUUUGUAUUUCAAAAACAUGAAAAGGGGUUAUAAUGUGACAAAUAACAAAGUAAAGUGGUAUAAACAAUCCGAUAUAAAAUUUCCAGAUAUACAAUGCAAAUCUUAUAACGGAAACAACAGUUGCAAACUAAUUGCAAGUCGUAGUAAAGAUGUAUUAGCAUAUUGCUUCAUUACUGGAGACAAAAACACCAAUAGUAUUGUGAAUUUAAUAAUAUGUUCCUGUAAGGACAUGUCGCCUUUACUCAAGGAUGAAAAGUGUUUCAAUCAAAACGUAGAAACUAUUGUGCCUAUUUUCUCUCUGUGCGAUUCAGAAUUACAAAUCUGGAAUCCGAAUUUUUCAACAAAAUAUGCUUCCUUUCAAGUUCCUCGCCUAAACUUGAUGGUAAUAUGUCGAGCAGCGAUUCUGAGGACUUGCUCUCCAUCUAGUAUAGUAGACUUGCCCUUACCAACAACAUUACAAGACUAUUUAAAAUUUACCUAAUUCUGGAUAAACACAUGUUUUAAGAAUAUCUUACUCUUGCAUUAUCAUUAGGUAAUUGUUUCAAAGAACCGAUAUAUUUUGAAAAAACAUAUUUUAUGUAGAAUUUAACAACAAAUUAUAUCUUAAGAUGUACUAUAAAA
Molecule: messenger RNA, 1553 nt
Organism: Mytilus californianus (California mussel)
Lineage: Eukaryota; Metazoa; Mollusca; Bivalvia; Mytilida; Mytilidae
Exons: 3
Coding region: 307-1413 (368 amino acids)
Biological process (GO): intracellular signal transduction
Source: RefSeq, a predicted model, not a curated record